Molecule: messenger RNA, 1557 nt
Organism: Daphnia pulicaria
Lineage: Eukaryota; Metazoa; Arthropoda; Branchiopoda; Diplostraca; Daphniidae
Product: suppressor protein SRP40-like
Exons: 2
Coding region: 624-1388 (254 amino acids)
Biological process (GO): regulation of lipid biosynthetic process
Cellular component (GO): cytosol
Source: RefSeq, a predicted model, not a curated record
AGGAGACCAGCCCAGGUGAUGCCUAAAAAUUUGACAGGUCCAUGAUUUUGUCAACACUGUUAUCUUCUCCCGUCUAGUGUUGUGGUUAACGUUUACAAAUAUGGAUAGAAUCAAAGGGCAGUGCCCAGUGAAAACAAGUUUUGAUGUUUUUUUAAUUUGACACAUACGGGAUCAUCGUAUAAGAUUGCGAAAAAUUGAAACCGCGUAGCAACGGGCGACGAGCCAACACCUGGGGGUCCCAACUGACGACGGUUGCUAUGGCCCAAGGAGUCAUUGCCAUAGUGAUAACUUUUAUUUCGUGAGUGUUCUAGAUGUAGUUCUUUUUUCGUUUUAGUACACGUGCCUAUCCUUGAAAUGGAAUCCUUCGAUCCCACGUGUUGGACCGAUGGUACAACACACAAUUGAGAGACUAUUUUUGAGAGCGACGAAAAAGAUUUUUGAGAACGAACGAAGAAGUUUGGACCGGUUAUGGGAAAUAUCUCGGGUUACUCUGUCCAAUUGUGAGUGGUGGAUAAGUCUGGGCAAAUCAGUGCCAAGUUGCUCAGUCGUUGGCUGUACACCCACACGGUUACAACUUGGGGCUAUUUCGAUUGUUAUCCCAAAGGUGUAAAUUUAGAUAAAAAAUGAAAUUUGAUUAUGACAUUCAUGAGAAUUGGAACUCGACGUUGAGGAAGACGAUGUCUUUUGACAACACCUCGAGCGAAUUUUCCCAGCAGAGCGUCGUGUUCGCCAUGGAAAAGUUUUCGAGGGCCGUGGCCAAUAUGGACGAAACGGUGAUGGUGCCGUGCAAGCUGAUGGACGUCCCGGUGGGCAGCGAUCCCGAACUGGACACUCGCGUGCCACGUCGUUCACGAGCCAUGAUUCGCGAUAUGCAAUCGGCCGAUUUGCACAGUCUCUACACGAUGCUCAAUUCAUUGAAAAACGAAUUGAUUUGGGGCAAUCGCACUUGCACCGACAACAGCAGCAGCAGCGCCAACAACCAAAAUAGCAGCAGCAGCAACAACAACAGUCAGAGAUCUAGCAGCAUGGUUAGACGACCGUCUGUUAAUUCCAUGACUUCGAUGGCCUCUUCUUCCUCUUCAUCAACGACGUCAUCUUCAUCCUCAUCAUCUUCUUCUUCUUCUUCAUCAUCAUCUUCUUCUUCAUCUUCAUCCGGCACGGGGGCCAGUUACAGCGACAGCGACUCCGAGUCGGGGUUGAUGGAUCACGAGAGCAGCACGGAAGAUUCCGGCGUUGAACGCGAGCCGGAUGGUGAGGAGUGCGUUGAACGGAUGGCCGAUCAAUUCCGCCGGCACUUGCUCGGCCUUCAUCAGUGUUUGGAACACAUGGCCGACGCCGCCAAUUAUCUCACCCACCGCUACCACGUCGAAAUCGGAAGUGCUGAUUGAAUUUUUGGCAACAACAACAACAACCACGUAAUAAUAACAACAACAGUAGCUGCCUUUCUUAUUUGACGGCGUUUCCAUAAUUCGCGUUUCUCUACCCCACAACAACAUCUGUCUCAAACAUUUAUUAUUCAUUAAUUCAUUAAAAAAUGUACACGAUUAUUUCCGCUUA